AUGGCAAAAACAUCAAAAACUAUUCCUCAAAAGGAAAAUGCUUCUUCAUCGCGGCUGGCCGGCGGCAAAACACCGGCGGAACCGCGCCCUGAGGAGUGUGUUCCAAGGGGGUGUGUCCUCACUUCCAAUUUUAAGACCGAUAAAGCCUCAUCGAUUCUCGAUCGAUGUGAGCCAGUGUCAAGGUAUAUAUGCUCGAUAAAUGAGGGAUACCCUAAGCAGGACAAAAAGAGGAAAAAGACCUCACCCUCCGAGGAUCCAGAACCUAAAAAGAAGGCGGCUCGUAAGCCGAGGAAGAACAUCAUCCUCUUGACCAAAGAGUUUGUUCGGCGUCUAAGGGAGGAAGACGACAAAGAGGAAGAAGACGACUCCAGGAUGGUGGCCCGAGUGGGAAUGAGCAUCGAGGCCCCAAAGGCCACUGAAUCGGUGAAGGCUGCAGAGACUUCAUCUCGAGAUGAGGGGGUCUCGGGAAGAGACUUCAGAGAAGUCCCCAAGUCAUCGAGGAUCAAAGAAGCCCCUAACCAUACUGAGCCAAUGAUGAUUCAAGAGGCUCGGGCCUUGAAGACGCUCUCCAUCGAAGGAGCCCACGGAAGUGAGGACCCCUUCCAUGAUUACUUUACUGGGGUCGAAGAUACUAUCGGCCUGAGUGACUUGGAGGUCUCAAGGAAGGACUUGGGCGAGGCAUCGAGCCUUUGCAGUGAAGCGCAGCAAGCUCUGAAUCGGGUAAGCCCUAACUCCCCUUGCCUCCGUGCUUCAUCGGGAAGCAUUUUCUCAGUCUCGAGCCGAGCUGAUCGGUACGAGGCUGACAUUCAAAGGCUUACCGAGGAGAGGAAUGCCCUCAACCUUAUCGGUAAGCAAAAAGAAGAACAGAUCAAGGACCUCCUAGCCGAGUUGGCCACGGCUCACAAAGAUCAGACCGACCUGGUCAAGCAGAAGAAGGUCGAGAGGAUCGAGCAGUUCCGUGAGGAGGUCAACAUAAUAAAGGCAGAGUCCUUGGAGUGGAAAGAAGGUAUGGACUGCUUUGCUACAGAAAAAGAGACUACUCGAGCCCAAUUAUCAUCGGUCAAAAGUCAGCUCCAAGCUGAAAAGGCAAAGGUCGAGGCAGAUGUGAUCGUGGCCAUCUACCGAGCCGAUGCUGAAGCUACUCAAGUCCAAGCAAGAGAGAUAGUAAAGGCUAGAGAGCUUGAAGCUGAAACUGGAGCGCUGGCCUCUUCCGAUGAUGAUGAUGAUGAUGGCAGCAAGAGCGAGUCUGAGAAUGGGGAGGACCUCGAUGGAGAAGAGGCUGCCCCCGGAGAAAAUUACGAACCUUAUGAUUUUUCACUUUUGAUCUUUUGUAUAGGAUCCUGA
This is a messenger RNA of Nicotiana tabacum (common tobacco), 1344 nucleotides long. Lineage: Eukaryota; Viridiplantae; Streptophyta; Magnoliopsida; Solanales; Solanaceae. The record is from RefSeq and is a predicted model, not a curated record.